Onthophagus taurus is the source of this 1399-nucleotide messenger RNA. Its product is annotated as protein phosphatase inhibitor 2-like. The record is from RefSeq and is a predicted model, not a curated record. Lineage: Eukaryota; Metazoa; Arthropoda; Insecta; Coleoptera; Scarabaeidae.
AACAAUCAUGAAACUUUUACUAUAUUUAGCAAUCUUUUAUUUCAAAAAUGCAUUAAUCCAAUCACUUCGUGACGAUUUAGAACAAAAUUUGGAUUUAAAUUCAAUAUUAAAAAGUAAAAAUUGGAUUCCUUUAGGCUGGGUUGUUUUAGUUCCAACGAAAUCAAAUUUAAGCGAAAAAAUGGACUUUUCUCUUCCUAAAUUACCCAAUUUAAUGAAUUUGCAAAAUCCUUAUGCGUUAAUGAAACCAAACGAGAUUCAUAACGAUGAAAACGAAGAAGCCGAUGUUAAAAAUAACAUUUUUAGAGUAAAAACACUAGUUAAAACCGACGAUGAUGAUGAUGAUGACGACGACAAUUGGGACAUUAAUAAUGAAUUAAAAGACACCGAAUUAAAAGCAAUGGAAUUAUUAAAUUUGUUUAAAUCGAAAGAUUUUGAAAAUAAUGAUCCGUUUAAAGUCGAUUUUGAGCUUAAAAAUAAAGAGCAUAAACUGAAGAAAUUAAUUAAAUCGUUUUCUAUUGAAUAUGAAGAAAGUUAUGAUGAUGAGUACGAAGAAAUCGAUGCAAAUAAUAUGCAACCUAAAAAGGAGAAAUUCAAAGUUGAGGAACUAAAAGAGCCAAAUGAUGAAAAUAAUAAAGGUGCAAUUAAAGAUCAUGUAUUUAAAGUAAAAACAAUAAUCGAUACGGAAGAUGAUGACGAUGAAAACAUAGAAGAUGAAUUGAACAACGAUUUGGAACUCAAAAAUGCGGAACUUAAAGCAAUAAAAAUAUUCAAUUUAUUUUUAAAGGAUGAUUUUGAAAAGAAUAUCGAUAACGAUGAGAAUAUUCAAGAACCAUGGAAAAUCGAUUUUGAACUCAAAAAUAAAGAACUAAAAGUUAAGAAACUAAUUAAAUCGUUUUCCAUCGAUUUUGAAGGAGAUGGCGAAGAAAACGAUGAUUACAAUGAAUUAGAUGAUUUUAGCAAUGAAUCCAACAGCAAAAAGAACGGCUAUAUUGUACAUAAAGUAAAAGAACUAAAAACAACGUACUCUGACAACGAAGAUUACCGAGAAAUAGAUGAAAAUAUUAAAGAUGAAUCGGAGGUUAAAGUGAUGAAACUAAUAAAAUUAUUUUAUAUUGAUUAUAAACCUAACGAAGAUGAUUUAGAGAUUCAAGUACUAGAUGAUCAAGAAAAAGAAGGUGAUUCUAAAAAUUUAAAUGUUGAAACAUCUAAUGAUGAACAUAAAGAAGGUGUGAUUGAAAAUGAAUCAAAAUAUAAAAACGAUGUAACAAGAUUGAUGAAGAUUCACAUGGAUGAUUCAAAAAGAUGAGAAGAAGAUGUUGCGAGUUGAUUGCGUUACUGGCUUUGUAUUGUUCAUAAAUAUAGUUUCUUUAUAUUUACAAAAUAUUCAAUUUUAUUUAUG